Paramuricea clavata is the source of this 624-nucleotide messenger RNA. The record is from the annotation of a GenBank genome assembly. Lineage: Eukaryota; Metazoa; Cnidaria; Anthozoa; Malacalcyonacea; Plexauridae.
AUGUUAAACACGAAGCAUAAUACAGCAUGGGCAGUUCGUGUGUGGAAAGAGUGGACGGACGAAAGGAAUAGUAAAGCACAAGCCAACGAGAAUGUCGAGUCGGAUAUUUGUAAAGUCAGUGAUGUAGAACUUACUAUAGGCAUUAGUUACCGAAAUUUGUUGUCGAAGGGGAAUGCUAUCCGCCUAAUUACUCUGUAUCUGUUGUGUUGUGCUUUGCUACGAUAUCUAAGAAAUAAUGGUUGUCCAGCUUUAAAUUUCUUCGAAGAUCCUACUUUUAAACAUUUUCAUUUUCAGGACUCGAUUGAUGCAGAAAUGAAGCGCCUAACAGGGCAGGGUAUUGGUGGAAACGUUAAACAAGCUCAAGCCUUUUCUGAAGCUGAUGAGGAUAAACUCUGGACUUCUAAGCUCCUAGGGGAUCAUACAGCAAGUGUGUUAUUAAACACAAUGGUGUUUCUAAUAAGAAAAAACUUUGCACUUCGAAGUGGUAGAGAGCACCGUCUUCUAAAGUUCAGCCAAUUGACACUGGAGCCGGCAUCUGGCACGGAACCUGAGAAAUUGGUGUACGUUUCUUUCGGGGAGAAAUCGCAAUAUGAAGCGAAAGCGUGUGCAACAUUAUAUAAAUGA